GGGAGGGGUAAUGUGGUAACACUCUCCCAGGAUCAUUUUGUUCUUCUUCUUCUGGCCUGUUGGCAGGGAAAGACCAGAUGGCAGGCUGAAAUCCAGCGAAGCUUGUAGCUGUGGUAUCUGGUGAAGUCACCUCCAGUGAAUCAGAGGCUUUAAUCCUUCUUCAGGUAAUCAUCUUUGUUUCUCAUUCCCAUCAUGACAGAGGACUAUCUCCAAGUCUGAGGUGAGACCAACUGGAAACAUCUGAAAGCUUCCCAUCACAGUGCUGUAGUCAAAGUAUCCUGUUCUAUCAAGACUCUUACAAGCCAAUCAGUUGUUUACCAGCCGAUCAUUUGUCAGUCAGUCAUGGAUCCAUCAGGCAAGAACCAAUCAGGUAUGACUCAGUCAGGUUUAAGCCAACCAGUUAUGAGCCCACCAGGCCCAGGCCCAUACAACAUGCAACAACCAGGGCCAAGCCAACCAUACACGAGCCAGCCAAGCAUGAACCAACCAAGCACGAACAAACCAGGUGUGACAAGACCAGUCUCAUGCCAACUAGAUAUAAACCAACCAGGCCUGGGCCAAUCAAAUAUAAAACAAUCAUGGACAAGCACAAACCAACCAGGCAUAUACAAAACAGACCUGAGCCAACAAAGUAUGAGAGAGUCAGACCCAAGACAAGUGGGUAUGAAACAAUUAAAUUCAAGUCAACCAGCAGCCAUGAACCAAACAGGUCUAUGGCAACCAGGCCCACCUACUCCCAAUAUGAAACAAAUAAACACAUGGCAAUGGGACCCAGAGUAUUCAGGCAGGGGACCACCAGACAUGUGGCAAAUAACCCAAAAUAAUCAGGGAACAAAGCAAUCAGAUACAGUGCAACAAGACCCAAGCUAUGCAGGACAGAAACAACCAGACACAUGGAAACAGGAUCCAGGAAUGAAAGAAACAGAUUUAUGGCAAUGGGGGCCAAGCCCCCCAAGUAUGAGACAAACAGAUGCAUGGCAAUGGGACCCAGACCACCCAGGCAGCAAACAAUCAAAUUCAUGGCAACCACAACUAAAUCCCUCAUCUCCCAGACAAUUCAACUUGAGACAAGCAAGUCCCACUGAUCAAGGUAUGAAGCAAUCUGAUAUGUGUCAACCAGGCCCUAGUCAACAAGGCAACAGACAAUCAAGCACAGGGCAACAGAGCCCUGGCCAACAAUGUACAAGACAUUCAGUCACAUGGCAAGCAGGUCCUAGCGAAGAAGGAAAGAAACUGUCAGGUGCGUGGCAAGUGGGCCUCAAUCAUUCAGGUAUGGAGCAGUUUAACACAUGUCAAACAGGCUUCAGCCAACCGUACAACAUGUGUCAAUUAGGACCCAGCCAAUCAAGCAUGAAAGAAUUGGACAUGUGGCAAUCAGGCAGCAGCCAACCAGACAUGAAAGAUCUGGAUGUAUGGCAAUCAGGCACCAGCCAACCAGGCAUGAAACAGAUGGAUCCAUGGCAAUGGAAUCCCAACUACCUAGUCAAGACACAAUCAGACAAAUGGCCACCAGGCCCCAGCCCUCUGGAUAUAAGACAAUUGGAUUCAUGGCAACCAGGUCAAUCUGGCAUGAAAUAUUCAGACUCAGGGCCAUGGGAUCCAAGCCGGCCAGGUAUGAUACACUCAGAUUUAUGGCACCCAAGUCUCAGCCAAUUAGGCACAAGACAAUUUGAUACAUGGCCACAAAAUUACAACAUGCCUGGUGUAAGACAAUUAUACACAUGGCAUCCAACGCCAAGUUACUCAAGCACAAGACAAUCAGAAAAAUGGCAAAUCUACCCUGGCAACACAAACAUGAAACAAUCAGAUAAUUGGGAAACAGUGCCAAGGCAAUCAGGAACCACUCAAUUAGGGACAAAUCAAUUAGAUACAAACCAACCUGAUGGCACCAAAUCAAACCAAGGAGUAAAGACACACUCAGUUAAAUCUGAACCAAGUCCAAGCAAACCAGAGUUGACAGGUAGUUCAUUAGACACUAGCCAAUCAGACUUAAGUCAACUAGGCAUAAGCCAACCCGGUAAAAGUCAAUUAGAGCCAGGUGAAUCAAGCAUGAGUGAAUUAAGUGAACGUCAACAAGGAGUGACACAAUCAGUCCGGAAAAAAGAUUCUUGUGCUUUCUACAUAAGACCUGCUGAGCCUCAAGACUGCCCAGAUAUCCUGAGACUGAUUAAAGAACUGGCUACCUAUGAAGGCACGCAAGAAAAGGUGUCAUUAACAGAACUGGAUUUAUUCAAGGAUGGUUUUGGGGAAAAACCACUUUUCUACUGCCUGGUUGCUGAAGCGCCCAGUAAACAAGCAGAAUCAGGAGUAAAAAUUAUUGGAUUUGCCAUGUACUACUUCACUUACGACCCACGGAUUGGCAAACUGCUUCACCUGGAGGAUUUUUAUAUCACUGAAGAUUAUCAAGAUAGCCAUAAACACCGGAUGUAGUGGCAUGCAGUUUCUUGUCAUCAUUUGGAAUCAGGAUUCUGUUGAGUAUUACACUCGCCUAGGGGCUUUAGACCUUUCCUGCGAGGAAGGCUGGCAUUUGUUCAGAUUUAACAUGGAAGAUCUCCUGGAACUUGCCGAGGAAGAAUGAAAAUGAAGACUAACAAACAACAGCAACAACAAAAACAGUAACAAUUCAUCCUAACGUAGGCAUCAACAUUUGAACGUCACCUGAGAAACAGCACUUUGAUAUCAAAUGUUGUAAAAUAAAGCAAGUGAACAUAA
Molecule: messenger RNA, 2712 nt
Organism: Rattus norvegicus (Norway rat)
Lineage: Eukaryota; Metazoa; Chordata; Mammalia; Rodentia; Muridae
Source: RefSeq, a predicted model, not a curated record